AUGUCUUCUCUCUCUUUACCAUUAUUCCGGCGCAUUAUCCGUAGUCUAUCCCCUCAGCAAAACAACUUAGUUGGUGCUUUUGCCUACGGCUCUGUCGUUUUUCCACAACAUGGACGUCCCUCUGGAAACGGACAAAUUGAUUUGGUACUAAUUGUUACUAAUCCUGUUCAGUGGCAUUUUUCAAACAUUCAGCGUCACCCAGAACACUACAAUAUGCUGAUGCGUACCGUGAAGCAUAAAAGCUAUAUGCCAUUUGCCCUUCGAGCUAUUUUGACCGGUUGGCCUGGACCUAGGGUCUAUUACAAUCCUCUGGUACAGUGGCAUGAUGACCAAGGAACAGGGAGUACUCUGAUGCUGAAAUACGGCGUAGCGUGUUUGGACGAUGUGAUUUCAGAUUUGAAUACUUGGUCCAACCUGUACGUUGCAGGCCGGUUGCACAAACCGGUACUUUGGCUUCCCAUCAGUGAUGUGGAACAUGGCAAGACAUGGACAGGGGAACAGUCAUCUUACGCACCACUUGAUAAAGCGCAAAAGGCCAACUUGCUUGCUGCUCUAAGCUAUGUGCUUCUCACUUUUGUUCCGGCACAACACACCAUUCCCGAAUCAGACCUGUUUCAUGCAUUGGCUUCCAUUUCGUACAGUGGAGACUGGCGCAUGAUUGUGGGCGAAGAUAGAAACAAAGUUACUCGUCUUGUAACUGGUCUUGAACGAGUGACUAGAUUUCGUCAGCUGUAUGCGCCCUGUUUCUCCGAUCCCUCCAUUCGAGAGUUUGUAUCAUUCAAACCGCUCACGGAGGCGGAAACCAAAGACCAGUUUGCGCUUCAUAUUAUUCCACCCCGAAACGACCCCAGUCUAAUCGAAAGACUGCUAAACAACUUACCGGAACGACUGCGUUCAAUUGCUGUGCAAAGCAAGUCUAAUACUAAGGGUCAGUGGUCAAUUCAUAUGCCUACCAUGAAUACGGUCCAGACCAAGGUCAAACGCGCAGUUGAAGGUACAGUUCGGCGGUCGAGCAUACAGCAGACAGCUCUCGGAGUAAUUUCGGCUGGUCCCGUUCGAUCUGUAUUGUAUGCGGCAGCCAAAUUACGCAAGAUGUUUGCCAGCCUGGGAAUAGUGAAAUGGAGUUGA
Molecule: messenger RNA, 1128 nt
Organism: Echinostoma caproni
Lineage: Eukaryota; Metazoa; Platyhelminthes; Trematoda; Plagiorchiida; Echinostomatidae
Source: the annotation of a GenBank genome assembly